ACAGAUACUGGAUCCACAGGUGUGCUUAAACAAGCAUCCAGGUUCAAACCACCCCUCUGGCAGACAUGAGGAACAAAGGGCUGAAGACGCAGUCCUGAAGAUUGAUGGAGGGCCAUGCUAUUCAAACAGCAGGCACUGCUGAGACAGAAGCUCUUCGUUCUGGGCAGCCUCGUGAUUGGAAGUGUCCUCUAUCUUGUGGCCAGAGUUGGGACUUUGGAUAGGUUACAACCCAUUUGCCCCAUUGAGAGCAGAUUUCACCCAUCUGAGCCGGAGCAAAUCCCUCUUCGUACGCUGCAGUUUAAACGCGGGCUGCUCCACGAACUACGCAAGGGCAAUGCCUCCAAAGAGCAAAUCCGCCUGCACAACCUGGUCCAGCAGCUGCCUCGGGCCAUCAUCAUCGGCGUUCGCAAGGGGGGCACCCGCGCCCUGCUGGAAAUGCUCAACCUGCACCCAGCCGUGGUCAAGGCUUCGCAGGAGAUUCACUUCUUCGACAACGACAAAAACUACGCCCGUGGCAUUGACUGGUACAGGGGCAAAAUGCCCUUAUCCCUCCCUCACCAGAUCACCAUUGAGAAGAGCCCUGCCUACUUCAUCACAGAGGAGGUUCCCGAGCGCAUCUUCAAGAUGAACUCUUCCAUCAAGCUGCUGAUUAUUGUCCGAGAGCCCACCACCAGAGCCGUGUCCGACUACACCCAAGUGCUUGAGGGCAAGGAGCGCAAGAACAAGACUUACCACAAGUUUGAAAAUCUAGCCAUUGACGCCAACACGUGUGAAGUGAACACCAAAUACAAAGCCGUCCGCACCAGCAUCUACACAAAACACCUGGAGCGCUGGCUCAAGUAUUUCCCUGUGGAGCAGUUCCACAUAGUGGACGGGGAUCGGCUCAUUACGGACCCGCUGCCGGAGCUGCAGCUGGUCGAGCGCUUCCUGAACCUCCCCUCCAGGAUUAGUCAGUAUAACCUGUACUUUAACGCCACCAGGGGAUUUUACUGUCUGCGAUUCAACAUCAUCUUCAACAAGUGCCUGGCCGGCAGCAAGGGCCGCAUCCAUCCUGAGGUGGACCCAUCUGUAGUGACUAAGCUGCAGAAGUUCUUCCACCCUUUUAAUCAGAAGUUUUACCAGGUCACUGGAAGAACAUUUAACUGGCAAUGAAAUUUGUCUUUCAUACAAAAAAAAGAUUUAAAAAAUGAUCUCACAAGGUAUGAACAGCACUUUGUUUAGUUUAAUACAAGUAUAUUGUGACCAAAUAAUACUUGAUGUAAGUUUGCUCUAUGUGUGUAAAAUGCAACACAAUAGUUUGAUGUUUUCAAGUCAGUUUACAUGUCUGUCUGUGUUUCUCCUCCUAAAAAAAGAACAUUUUCAUGCAGUGUGUUUACAAUUACUUGCAAAGUAAGAGUUAGAGAAGCAUAACUUCUUGAGCUCUUCUAGAUUUUGUCAUGUCCCAACCUGUGAAAUGAGUGAAAUCUGAAAAUGUUGGAGUGCAUCUGUAAUCAGAAUCCUUUUUAAACCCCUGAACAGAUUAAAGUGGAACUAAUUAUGCAUAACAACCCUUAUAGAGAUCUGAGAACAAACAGCAUUAUGAGGCCCAAUGGACACAGCAGACUAGUCAGGGAGAAAGCACUAGUGGAGUCCAAAGCAGAAUUAGGUUUCAAUAAAGAGAACCUAGGCUUUGAACAUCUCAAAUCUCUGUUCAAUCUAUCAUCUGAAUAAGGAGAGAGAACGGCCCAACUGCCGUCCUACCAAGACUACCAAGACCUGAACAUUCACCUAUACCAAGAAACCACGCAGGGAGAGCAUUGGUCAGAGGAGCAGCCCAGGUAGAUCUGGAGAAACUGCAAAGAUCCAGAAAUCAGGCGGGAGAAUCUCUCAUCCAUUAGUUGUCAACUAAGGUCAGAUCUGACCUCAAUGAAACAGAUGCAAGAAAGAAGUCAUUGAAUGAAAGCCAUCAGAAGUUCAGUUAGACUCCCUGAUAUUAAACACUUGAUUAUCCACCCAGCAGUAUGUUGCAUAUGAUUUGCAGCAUAGUGUAUUAUGCUGCAGUAAUUGUGAAGCAUUCUUUCUCCAGUCAGAUAGCACUGAUCUAAAAGUCGCAACAGUCUGAAUGCAAAGCACUGUGGGUAAGAUCACAACUACUGAUAUGCCUUCCUGGCAGAUUUAGAACAGGGAAUGAGAUGGACGUCGGAUUAUCACUUGAAGUAAAUAAGUUAUUUGUUUUUAUUUCAAUGUAAUUAAAAAGUAGCAUACUGAAAAUUAUUUUUGCUUUUCAGUAGAAAAAUACUUGGCAUCCGUUAAACCCUUGUUCAAAUUGCUGACCAGCUCUUUGGACAUUUUCACUGGAGUUUUAGCAGUUUGGUUUUUUUUUAGCUCAGACUAAAAUAAAUUAAAUCGGUCAUGUUUUUAUAUCAAAUACAAUUUCUGAUUUGAAUCAAUUUUGUAUUUUGUAAAAGAAAUUGCAAAUGACAGCAUAUAUUUUCAAAAACUUGCUUUUAUUUUGGUCAUUUCUUCUAGUAGUUGACCUGAAUUCAAAGUCCAAACAAAUACCAGCUAUAUGAAACACUAUGGGGACACUCACUCGCUCUGAUCUAUGGAAGCACAAGGAGAGUAUUGGUGAAAAAAAUAUGACAAAUUAAAUAUUCAUAAACAACUAACUUGAUUAACCACAUAAAUAAUCAAGCACAGCAUAUUUCAAUUCGGAAGGUCUCCUUGCCAUUACCCUAUUUAACUCCCUCCACAGAUUCUCUGUCAAAUUCGAAAUGGGACAGUGAAAAUUACCUCAAAAUCACAAGAAACGUGUUGGAAAAAUAAAAUGUAAUUUCAGUUUAUGUAUAUUAUCCUGAUUCACAAUAAAUUUCUCAAUUCACUUUACAAUAAAAACAAUAUUUUGCAGCAAUCCCUCAUAAUGAGCAUGCAUGUUCUGACAGUGGGGAGCAGAACCUUCCUUUUAUAGGACGGAUCCUUUGCAGAACAAGAGGAGUGUGAGCAUCCACUCGAUCUGACACAAACAACAAAUCCAGAUUCCAAUCCAACUGAAAACCUGUGACAAGAUUUAAAAAUUAUUAUUCAGACAUUCUGAGUCCAAAUAUUUUUAUCUUUUUCUUUUUCAAAGAAAAGACAUUUAGUUUGAGAGCUUUGUUCUAUAAAGCUCUCCGGGGGGGGGGAUUCCCCCGGAGGAGCUGGAACAAGUGGCUGGGGAGAGGGAAGUCUGGGCCUCCCUUCUGAAGCUGCUACCCGACCCCGGAUAAGCGGAAGAAAAUGGAUGGAUGGAUGAAUGGAUGGUUCUAUAAAGCACUGACCCUGCAGAGCUGAAUACACACGCACAACACAGUUUUCAGAUUUUAGUUGUAAAUAAAAAUUGAGAAGAGUGUUUGAUUUUCUUUAUUCAGUAAAAUGUUGUGU
This is a messenger RNA of Xiphophorus maculatus (southern platyfish), 3396 nucleotides long. It is a transcript of the gene hs3st5, whose product is annotated as heparan sulfate-glucosamine 3-sulfotransferase 5. The transcript has 3 exons. NCBI's taxonomy places the organism in Eukaryota, Metazoa, Chordata, Actinopteri, Cyprinodontiformes, Poeciliidae. Gene Ontology annotation, molecular function: [heparan sulfate]-glucosamine 3-sulfotransferase activity. The coding region runs from base 115 to 1152 and encodes 345 amino acids. The record is from RefSeq and is a predicted model, not a curated record.